Molecule: messenger RNA, 1424 nt
Organism: Hermetia illucens (black soldier fly)
Lineage: Eukaryota; Metazoa; Arthropoda; Insecta; Diptera; Stratiomyidae
Gene: Rad60
Exons: 7
Coding region: 119-1276 (385 amino acids)
Biological process (GO): positive regulation of transcription by RNA polymerase II; cytokine production
Source: RefSeq, a predicted model, not a curated record
CAAAGUCAGUUUGAAACAUUUCCUGACUUGGUUUUGUUGUGUGUGGCGCGUAAUUCAUGUGGUCCGCAAGUUUGCUUUUAAUUCCGAUUAUUUUACAAAGUUUGACAGUCGCAAGAUAAUGGAUAUAUCCCUUGACGUGUUCGCUGGAGUGAACGACUUUUGUGAAAAUUAUACUCCUGAGGCAAUAAAAUUGUCAAAAUCUCAAAUCGAUGAGGACGAGGAGGCAUCAGAUUCGGAGGCUGAAGCGUUCUUUUUGAAUGGGAAAGGAAACAAACCGAAAAAACAACCCAAGGAGCCGAAAGUCGGGCGGCGAAAACGUGGGCCUAAAGCCAAGGAUACUCUCGACAGGGAGUCGUCUUCGGAGGAAACUGAAGAAGAGCCAUCGCCCCCAAAACAGGGUAAAAAUCAGAACAACAAGGAUGACUACAUUCCAGACGUUGAGGAGAUUGUUAUCGAGGAGGUUAGCGAAACUGGUCGUCCGAAGCGUACAGUUGCGCGUCCAAUUCGCCUCGUAGAGGAAUACAUGCAGAGACAAACGGCAGCAAUCCUCCAGCAACAAGCCGCCGUGGUGCCUAGGAGGGGAAGAGGUGGCCGGCGAAGGAACACGCCCCAGACAGCUUGUAACGCUCCCAUCGUUGGGGUGAUUGAUUUGGCAGGUCCAAAGACGCCCCCACUGCCUCCAUGGAGCAGAACUUUUUCGGAGAAAACCGUGAACCUCGAGUCAGAUGAUGACUGCAAUUUCUCGAGUGAUAUUUUGAAUUCGUCGUUCGACUUGGAGAAUGAGACGCUCUCCGUGAAAGUCAAAUGGGGCGACAAGAUUGAAAUGGUUCCUCUGAGAAAGCAUCAAAAGUUCGUCGACAUCAUGAUGGAAUUCGCAAAGAAGAAAAGCGUAGACCCGAAGGAUAUUCUCCUGAAUCUCAACGAGCGAAUAAUCGAACCGGACGACACGCCAGACUCAAUUAACUACAAUAUCGCGCAAUUCAUUUCUGGACGCAUUGUGCCCAAUGCUAACCACAUAGUACCUGCGAAGAAGAAGGAUCCCAACAUGAUCAAAGUGAAAGUUCAAUCGAAUGCUUUCAAGAAGCCGCUUUCCGUCCAUCUGCGCAAGGACCAGCCGUUCAAGGAUCUCUACUUCAAGUGCUGGGAGGAGUUGAAAAUUCCAGCGGAUCGCAUAAAGCUCAGUUUUGACGGGGAUCAACUGAUGCUGGGCGAUACGCCUAAUGACUUGGAAUUCGAAGGGGGAGAGGUCAUAGACUGUCGGAUUACUAAAAAAUGAUUGGCUGUUCGAAUUUUUCGUAUAUUUGCAAAAAUUUAGUUAAGUUUAGAAGAUAUUUACUGUAAAAUGUUUGCUUCUUGCUAUCAAUUGGGUUUCUCUCUGUAUUUUUUAAAUUUAUUUUGUUAAAAAAAAACAUAAGCUGUAAAUA